Penicillium chermesinum is the source of this 1131-nucleotide messenger RNA. Its product is annotated as serine/threonine-protein kinase. Lineage: Eukaryota; Fungi; Ascomycota; Eurotiomycetes; Eurotiales; Aspergillaceae. The record is from RefSeq and is a predicted model, not a curated record. Gene Ontology annotation, biological process: cellular response to oxidative stress; protein phosphorylation. Bases 1 to 1131 code for a protein of 376 amino acids. The transcript has 5 exons. Gene Ontology annotation, molecular function: calcium/calmodulin-dependent protein kinase activity; ATP binding; calmodulin binding.
AUGGCCCAGCCUCCCAGGCCUCAAGUUCAGCCUUGCCGGUACAAGACGGGCAAGACCCUCGGCGCCGGCUCAUACUCUGUCGUCAAGGAAUGUGUGCAUAUUGAUACGGGUCGCUACUAUGCAGCCAAGGUCAUCAACAAGCGGCUCAUGGCCGGUCGCGAGCACAUGGUCCGCAAUGAGAUCGCAGUCCUGAAAAAGGUGUCUGUUGGGCACCAGAAUAUCUUAACUCUGGUGGAUUACUUCGAGACCAUGAACAACUUAACCGACCUCGCUUUGGGAGGCGAAUUGUUCGACCGCAUCUGCCGUAAAGGCAGCUACUUCGAGACCGAUGCUGCCAGCCUGAUUCGCGCGAUCCUUUCUGCGGUCGCUUACCUGCACGACCACGGUAUCGUGCAUCGCGACCUCAAGCCCGAGAAUCUGCUCUUCCGUACACCAGAAGACAACGCGGAUCUUCUGAUCGCCGAUUUUGGUCUUUCGAGGAUCAUGGACGAGGAACAGUUCCAUGUUUUAACCACUACGUGUGGUACGCCGGGGUACAUGGCCCCGGAGAUCUUCAAGAAGACCGGUCACGGCAAGCCAGUCGACAUCUGGGCCAUUGGCGUCAUCACCUACUUCUUGCUGUGCGGAUAUACCCCCUUUGAUGCGGACUCGAACUUGGAAGAGAUGCAAGCCAUUCUCAAAGCCAACUACUCCUUCACUCCGGAGGAUUACUGGCGCGGUGUCUCACAAGAAGCGCCGAAUGACCGCACACGAAGCAUUGCAGCAUCCCUGGAUCAACCCACCGUACGACGACCCACGCACCGGCUCUGGGCCGACCUGUUGCCUACCAUCAAGAAGAACUUCAAUGCCCGUCGCACCCUGCACCGAGCUAUUGACACCGUGCGUGCAAUCAACAAACUGCGCGAGGGCGGUGGCUUCAUGAUGGACGGUGCAAUGAGCAUCGACCCCAAACCCGAGCGUGUCAAUGGCGACGAGAUCACCUUCGAAUCGGACCAAGCGACACCAACCCAGGAUGUCAUGCAGAUUGAUAGCCGCGGGAACGCGCGCGGCCAGAGUGAGGCACAGAUCCAGGAACAGCAGCGUCGAGUCAAGGAAACCAUUGCUGGUUUAUGGAGUCGUUCGGGCCGGUAA